UUCAAGUUCAAACACUCCAGGGCUCUUUGCCCUUGGGCAAGUCAUUUGAAUUCUGAGCCUUGAUUUCCUCAGCUGUGCCGGCCUCCCAGGAUUCUGUGAAGUGAUAUUUGUGAAUGGCCUGAGCUAAAGAGCCUGGCUCACCGUAGGGUGCAAAUAUCCUCCUCUCGCCCAAGGAGCAGAGGAGGCCGAGGUGUUAGGUCAGUGAACAGGGGUUAGGAACGGGUCCAAAGGUGCAGGGAGCAGGAACCUCUGCGACCCCACUGUGUGCUUGGCUUUCUGAAACUGUUGGACACCUGCUCUGUCUUGGAGCAAAGAAGAACUAGGCAGGUGGAGGUAGGGGUGACAGAACAAGGGCCCGGCAAAACCGCACCCUCCCUGGGCUGCCAGAAUGGACCAGCCCCCAGUGAUAUCACAAUCCGCAGGGGUUGCCAAGGCACUGCUGCAAGUAGAUCUUAUUUCUCCCUGCGGAGCUCUGGAUGUGGAUGUGAGAGAGGUGAGCAGCGAAGGCAGAUGGGGACGAGGGAUAACCUGAGCCCUGUGCCCAUGGGCAUGACACAGGAUGACCCUGGAGAGUCAGGAACACUGCCAGGUCCUAAUGCUGGCAUCCAGGACACAGGAUCGGCUGCUCAGCUGAAGCUGAAGCCCAGGAAGGUGCACAAGAUCAAGGCCCUUGUCAUCGAUCUGGGCUCCCAGUACUGUAAGUGCGGCUAUGCUGGAGAGCCGAGGCCCACCUACUUCAUCUCCUCCACUGUGGGCAAGCGCUGCUCCGAGGCAGCUGACGCUUGUGGCACCUGCAAGGAGACCUACGUGGGCCACGAGCUGCUCCACGUGGAGGCGCCUCUGAAGCUGAUUAACCCACUACAGCACGGCAUCGUGGUGGACUGGGACUGUGUCCAGAACAUCUGGGAGUACAUCUUCCACACGGCCAUGAAGAUCCUUCCUGAGGAGCACGCUGUGCUGGUCUCCGACCCCCCACUCAGCCCCAGCAGCAACCGGGAGAAGUAUGCGGAGCUCAUAUUUGAGACCUUUGGCAUCCCUGCCAUGCACGUGACGUCCCAGUCACUGCUCUCCAUCUACUCCUAUGGCAAGACCUCAGGGCUGGUGGUGGAGAGCGGGCACGGCGUCUCGCAUGUGGUGCCCAUCUCGGAGGGCGAUGUGCUGCCAGGCCUGACCAGCCGCACCGACUAUGCCGGGUGCGACCUCACCAACUACCUGCUGCAGCUGCUCAACGAGGCCGGCCACAAGUUCACGGACGACCACCUGCACAUCAUCGAGCACAUCAAGAAGAAGUGCUGCUACUCGGCGCUCAUGCCAGAGGAGGAGCGCGGUCUGGCCAUGGAGGAGCUGCGUGUGGACUACGAGCUGCCGGAUGGCAAGCUCAUCACCAUCGGUCAGGAGCGCUUCCAGUGCGCCGAGAUGCUCUUCAAGCCCACCCUGGUGGGCAGCAGCCAGCCCGGCCUCCCCGCGCUCACGGCUGCCUGCCUGGACCGCUGCCAGGAGGUGGGCUUCAAGGAGGAGAUGGCUGCCAACGUGCUGCUCUGUGGUGGCUGCACCAUGCUGGACGGCUUUCCCGAGCGCUUCCAGAGGGAGCUGAGCCUCCUCUGCCCCGGGGACAGCCCUGCAGUGCUGGCUGCGCCUGAGAGGAAGACCUCCGUGUGGACCGGCGGCUCCAUCCUGGCCUCGCUGCAGGCCUUCCAGCAGCUCUGGGUCAGCAGGGAGGAGUUUGAGGAGCGGGGCAGCGCAGCCAUCUACAGCAAGUGCUGAGUGGCGGUGCCCCAGCAGG
Molecule: messenger RNA, 1783 nt
Organism: Manis pentadactyla (Chinese pangolin)
Lineage: Eukaryota; Metazoa; Chordata; Mammalia; Pholidota; Manidae
Gene: ACTL7B
Product: actin like 7B
Exons: 1
Coding region: 511-1764 (417 amino acids)
Cellular component (GO): cytoplasm; nucleus
Source: RefSeq, a predicted model, not a curated record